Molecule: messenger RNA, 2901 nt
Organism: Linum trigynum
Lineage: Eukaryota; Viridiplantae; Streptophyta; Magnoliopsida; Malpighiales; Linaceae
Source: the annotation of a GenBank genome assembly
UGCAUGGACUGAAAAUAUUAUUUACGGAAACUAAACACGACUCUAUCGUGAUUUUAAUCUAUCUUGUUUCGAGCUAUCGUACUUAGACCCUCGUCCGUAAAAGUCCCAGCGGCCAGCUCAACAAUAUUGGCAAUCAUGAUCGAGGAAACUGACGACGCCGCGGGGCCUCCAUCGCCACCGUCCACCGCCAUUCCUCCUCCUCCACCUCCCUCCGUCAAAGUCCGUCUGCUCUCCGCCGCCGCCGCCAAUAUCCACGGCUCUAAGAGCCUGUUCAUCUUCCUCCUCCCGCUAAUCCUCUUCUGCUUAAUCUUCUCCCUCACCUCCUCCUCUACAUUCGCCCCGCUCUCUUCCUACUUCCUCAACCUCUCCGCCUCCGGCGACCGAGGAGUACAUCAUCCGCCGCCGCCGCACCGGGCGAGGAUCGCGGUGUGCCUGGUCGGCGGAGCGCGGCGGUUCGAGCUCACCGGGCCGUCGAUCGUGAAGAACGUGCUGCUCCGGUAUCCGAACGCCGAUCUCUUCCUCCACAGUCCUCUGGACGAGAACGCGUACAAGUUCUCGCUCCUCAAAUCCGCGCCGAGGAUCGCCGCCGUCAGCAUUUUCAAGCCGAGUUACAUCCCCGAGACCAAGUUGCACCACCGAGUUCUCACCGGCGCCGCCUCGCCAAAUGGCAUCCAGGGCUUACUCCAGUACUUCAACCUAGUAGAAGGCUGCCUCCAAAUGAUCACCGACCACCAGACCCGCCACAACUUCACCUACGACUGGAUAGUCCGGACCCGAGUCGACUCCUUCUGGUCCUCCCCGCUCCCGCCGACCUCCUUCCUCCCCAGCUCCCGCUACUUGGUCCCGCAGGGCUCCUCCUACGGCGGCCACAACGACCGCCUCGGCAUCGGCGACCUAAACUCCUCCACUACCGCCCUCUCCCGCCUCUCCCUCCUCCCUUUACUCUCCGACCACAAGUACACCAAACUCAACUCGGAGUCCGCCUUCCGGGCCCAGCUCGACCUCCGCCACGUGCACUACGAGGCGCACCGGCUCCCUUUCUGCAUCGUGUCGGACAGGAAAUUCUGGUUCCCGCCAGAUGGGCCCGGCGGGGUGCCCGUCGCGUCGCUGGGCAGCCCGGGCCCGCUGAGCGGGGCCUAUUGCAGGCCGUGUGCGGCAGCCUGCGAGGGGGAGUGCUUGGAGGAGUGGAUGCCCACGCUCAAUAGGAGGUGGAGUUGGACGGAGUGGCGGAACGGGUCGUUGAAGCUCUGUGAUGCUCAGGGAGAGUGGGAGAUGGGGUGGGAGCGGUUGUUCGAUGACGUGGCAGGGAGGGAGGGUGCGAGGGAGAGGGUGAGGGUUGGUGGGUUGAGUGGGAAGGAGUGUGUGGAGGAUUUUAUGACGAUGAUGAGGAAGACGACGAUUUGGGCAUCGCCGCCGGUGGAUGAGAUUUGUAGGCUGGGGAAUUGUACUGUUUAGAGAGGUUUUAGGGGUGGGGGUGGUUGAGUUGGAGAGAGCGAGUGAUAGCCGGGAAAUGGUAUGAAAAUUAUGUAUAUAUGGUUUGGAUUAGUGUUUGUAAAAAGGAAUUGCUAAUUGUUGUCCUGAUUAUAGUACUAUAUAUAGUUGGACUAACAUGAAAGUUUGAUUACCUUUUUUGUUAUUUUCGAGUGAUAUCAAGAGAAGACAAGAGUUAUACAAACAAAACUACACAGGAUCCCUCUCCAAGCGACAUCCUAGUGAAGCCAUCCAAUAAAGUCGAAAGACUCUAACACUAAGACAGACAAAAGUAGUGCUUUACGCGCCACUUUAUGGGCAUCACUGUUGGUGGCUAUAAGAACCGCCCUAAACUCUAUACAAACUGACAAAGAGUCUAGGAUCUGACGACACUCGCGAAGCACCGGGCCUCCAAAGGAAUCUUCUAGGACACCUUGUCGGAUUUGGUUGACGACCACCUUGGAAUCACCAAUUGCCAGCACCACAUGCCCGUCUGACUCGCGGAUAACAAGACCAGAUGAGCACCCUGAGUCACGAACAGCUGCAUCAAAGUUGAUAUUCAAAUAGUCAUUUGGUGGAGGCUCCCAAGUGGUUGGAGGAUGAUUUGGAAGGAUCGAUCUUGGGCCGGAGGAGGGGGGUGAAUAUUGGAAACUUCAAAGACCUGGUUGUAGAAUUGUCUGGCGAGGGAACUGACAUGAGGUUGGUAGAAUUCAAAAGUCACUUUAUUUCUAGACUUCCAGAUUCUCCAAAGUAAACAUACGCAUUGGACAAUGUGAAAUGAGGAGAUCUCAGAGAUCAUGACAUGUCGUCACCAUAAACUAAAACUAAUAGUCGAGGUGGAAUCAAUGAAGUUGUUCAAUCCAACUAAGGUCCACAACCUGGUGACUAGGGGGCAUCUGAAGAAAAAGUGUUUAAUGCUCUCUUGAACUCUUAAGAAAGUUUGAUUACCUCUUUGCCCAAUUUCUUAAUUAUUUAUUUGUGGUUGUCUCCUUGUCUUCCAUUCUUCGAUCAAUGUUGAGAAUCCCCGGUCGGGAAGAGAUGAUUGUGAUGAAAUUCGCAAGUUUUUUUGUUGCCUCAAGAGGCUUCUUAUACCAAGAGAGAAACUUAUUGUACAGGUAGAUAGUGUUAACCAAACGCAACGGUAACUAACUAGUACCAGACACAGUUAAGAUGCACGAAAUUGAGGACUCGGAGCUCAAACAUUUGGAGAAUUUCUUCAGUGCACUGGGAGUACCACUUCUCCCGUGCACUGCCCCAACAGAGGAUUGCCACGUGUUUAAGGUGUUAAAAAGUAAAAAAGACAGUUGCACUCUUGCGUGGUGAAAUCGACGUGUGUCACCUCAACGCCGGAUCUAAGUUCCAUCGACGACAAUCCCCCACCCCCCAAACAUGAAAUCAUAUAUAUGAAAGCAAUAAACUAGCAUUAGAGCU